Nothobranchius furzeri (turquoise killifish) is the source of this 2915-nucleotide messenger RNA. It is a transcript of the gene rab28, whose product is annotated as RAB28, member RAS oncogene family. Gene Ontology annotation, biological process: regulation of exocytosis. The record is from RefSeq and is a predicted model, not a curated record. Gene Ontology annotation, molecular function: GTP binding; GTPase activity. Lineage: Eukaryota; Metazoa; Chordata; Actinopteri; Cyprinodontiformes; Nothobranchiidae.
GCGUGAUGCAAACUUCGCAGCUGCAGCCUCUAGCUGGAAGUUAAAAUGGCGUCUGUUGUAAUCCGUCAGUGAUCGCUCUGAUAGCUGGACUCAGCAGCCUGUAACUGGUUACCAGCGUUUCUCUGUCAAACGUUUAGAGGAUAGCUAGCAAGAUGUCGGACUCGGAGGAGGACAGUCAGGACAAGCAGCUCAAAAUUGUCGUGGUUGGAGACGGAGCGUGUGGGAAGACAUCACUCGCCACCAGAUUUGCUCAGGAGGCUUUUGGGAAGCAGUACAAACAAACCAUCGGCCUGGAUUUCUUUCUGAAGAGAAUAAGCCUUCCAGGCAACUUGAAUGUAACUCUGCAAGUGUGGGAUAUUGGAGGCCAAACAUUAGGGGGGAAGAUGUUGGAUAAAUAUGUCUACGGAGCUCAUGGCGUUCUCCUUGUUUAUGACAUAACAAACUACCAGAGCUUUGAGAAUCUAGAGGACUGGUUCAACAUGGUCAAAAAGGCCAAUGAAGAUUCUGACAUUCAGCCUGCUGUCUUCUUGGUAGGCAACAAAAUCGACCUGGAGCACAUGAGGACCGUAAAGGCAGACAAACACCAGCGCUUCUGCCAGGAGAAUGGCCUCAUCAGUCAGUUUGUGUCAGCCAAGACAGGAGAUUCGGUGUAUCUUGGUUUCCAGAGAGUGGCUGCUGAAAUUCUUGGUAUAAAGCUAAAUAAAGCAGAAAUAGAACAGUCCCAGAGGAUUGUGAAAGCUGAGCUGGUGGACUACCCGCAGGAUGGAGGGCCAAUUACACAAGAAAACACUCAGCAAAGCAAAAUAUGUUCAGUUCAAUAGCUGGAACGUGUCGUGAAGGCGGACAUUGUCAACUACAGUCAGGACACCGUGGCCAGGACAGUCAACCACCCUCGCAGCUCCAUGUGUGUGGUGCAGUGAUCUCCUCCAACACAAACACACACACACACACACACACACACACACACACACACACACACACACACACACACACACACACACACACACACACACACACACACACACACACACACACACACACACACACACACACACAGACGUUAAGUUGUCUUCAGUCAGUAUUAGUCUGUUUGGAGUUUCUGGUCGAUGGAUGAAAGGUGUUGGGAGCGUGGUCUCUGUGUUCCUGCGUGCCGGUUGUAAGGGAGGAUGGAAAACAGACUGCGUGGCUCCGAGGCCUUGGCGUGUAGUUCGGAUAUUCAGCAGGAGCAAGUUCUUGGGUGGUUCACUAAGAAGGAAAAUGGGUCCUAAGCUUUUUUCAAGUUUACAUGCAGCUAUCGUUUUAUUUCUUUGACACUCUCAAAGCUUCUACCGGGUUUCUACUUUACUGUGAGACCGGUCCUUUUAAGGAGGAGCAUAGCCCCUGAAAUUAGUCACUGGUGCUGUAAAACAUUAGAUUUUCUUCUGCCAUCACUGUUAGUUUCAGUGAAUUUUUUCAAGACAGCAUUAAUGCCUCUAAUGAAUGUUUUUAAAUAAAAAAAAUAUGCUACAUCUUUGGGUAAAAAUGUGAAGCUGAAACCAAAUGUUCGUUCUGUUCUUCUGUAAUUCUCUCAUAUCUUUUACUCAUUAGCUAGACCAAAAGAAGUUACUAACUGAAAUUGAAUCUCAUCUUCCUAUUUCCCAAUUAACGUGUUAACAAUGAUAUACAAAUGAAUAUUUCCUGUUUAGUUCUUCAAAAUACAUACAGACAUAGUCUAUGCUGUUCAGGUGGUAGAUCUGCGAAUGAGGUGUUUCUCUUAGAAAUGAAAAUGUAUUUUAGUGAUUCAACUUUCACAUUCCCAAGGAAAAGUCUGAUGCUUUUAGGAUAAAGCUAAAGGAAUUAGCAUUCAAGUCAGUGGAUGUAAAUGUUUUAUUGGCUUACUCUCCAUAGCCUUAUGUAACUGUCCGUUGUAGAACAGAGGUUGGUAACAGAGUGGCUAUGAUGCGCUAAAGCUAAUGUGUCGUUUACUUCCAACAUAGGGUGUUUCUCAAUGUCAAGGAACCGUGCCUUGGUGUCUUGGCCCCGCCCCAGUUGCCUAGGAGAUACGUCACCAGGACCCGCCAAGACGUGUUCCAAUCGGUUCCAGUGUUCAUGUUCUACCAAGGCGUGUGUUCUCCGUUUGUUAGCCGUUUAGCUAGCUGAGCAAGGACACACGGGAGGUGUCUUGUAGCCUAGCCUUGGUCAAAAAUUACCCACAAUACACAGCGGUAUUUUCAAAAAGACAGAGGAUCAGGAGCCGGCAGCUACUUCGGGGACAAUUUUCAAGUUUAAAAGUAAGUCAGCUAAUUUAAAAUGUUUUUUUUUAGAUCCAAAGAAGUUAUCUAUUAUUGGUUAGUUGCUAAUUAGUUGCAGCUUUGGUGGCUAGCGGUUAGUAACUCGUUUAUAUUUUUAAUUUAAUAAACAAAUACACAAUUUUAAAAGUAAAAGGCUCGUUAUAUAUUUAUAUUGAAACUAAUACAUACAAAAUGUAACAUUAUCUCCCAUGUCACGACGUUGCGUGACCGCCGUGGUCACGUGAUGCAAGUCUGUUCCAUUUAACCGUUUUCUUUGACCAAGGAAGGCCAGUGUCCUCGUAAGCAAGGCGCCUGGCCUCACAAGACAUCGCCUCGCAAGGCCAGGUGACUUGGCAUUGAGAAACACCCAUAGUAUCAGUUUCAUCUGUACGGCUUUAACGUGGUUAAACAUGUUGUCAUGAUUUACUGUGUCCAUCAAUCAAAUAUGCUUUUUGUGUAAAUUAUAUAUUGGUACAGUAAAAGCAACUAUGCUCAAGUUUAAACCCUCUGCCACUGGUUAAAAAUUUCUGAAAAUAUUUUGUAAAUUAUGAUUGUGUAAAUGUUGUUUAAACUCUGAGUAUAUAUAUACAUGGUAUGGCAAAGCGACAAUGAUUUGUCUGUAAAUAAAAAAAAUGCAACAUGGAA